Molecule: messenger RNA, 3441 nt
Organism: Hydra vulgaris (swiftwater hydra)
Lineage: Eukaryota; Metazoa; Cnidaria; Hydrozoa; Anthoathecata; Hydridae
Product: large proline-rich protein BAG6
Cellular component (GO): BAT3 complex
Molecular function (GO): misfolded protein binding; polyubiquitin modification-dependent protein binding
Source: RefSeq, a predicted model, not a curated record
AAUUAUGUGCAUUUAGAUAAAGUAGAUUAAUGAUGAUUUCCUCUCUAAUAGAUAAUUAAAUUGUAGCAGUUAAGCUCUGAAAAAAUUUAAUUACAUACAAAAAAAAUCAAAUAAGUUAUGAAAGUCACAGUAAGGACCUUAGAUUCUACUAAUCAUAAUUUUGAAUUUGACGAUGAAAAUAUAACUGUAAAAGACUUCAAAGAGCUUAUAAGUCAAGAUGUUAAUAUUCCAGUUAAUAAACAAAGAAUAAUAUUUAAAGGAAAAGUUCUUCAGGAUGAAAGAAAGAUAUUAGAAUAUGGUGUUGAUGGAUGUGUUGUACAUCUGGUACAGCGAGCUCCUCCUACAAGCGUUUCUCAAGAAAGUUCAACAAGUUCAACUGUAACCCCACCUACUAGCAUAAGUUCACCUCCAAGUUCUCAAAACAAUUUUAGUGGAUCUUUUCCUGCUGCUCAGCAAUUUGUGGAUAAUCUUGUUUCACAGUUUGGUGCUGGAAAUGUUUCAAUGAAUGCACAUGGAAACAGUUUAAAUGUAAACAUCAAUGUUUCGCCCCCUAAUAAUAAUGAUGAUGUGCGACGACGCCUGCAAGUUGCAAGAAGAUUUUUGUGUCAUGCAGAUCAUUUGUUGCGCCAUAUGCAACCAACUCAUAGUAACAGUGCCAAUUUCCACACACACAUGACACAAGAAAAUAAUUCCAGAGAAGACAGAGAGAGUACUCCGCAUGCUUCCAGUACUUGUCAUGGCCAUGGUAGUAGUUGUCACCCACCCAGUGAAAAUAAAUCUUCUACAAGUACUGAAGCAAAUCCUGUUGACGAAACAACGAGCAGUAAUGUGAAUGUUGAAGAUUCUAGUUUGAACAACAACUCAAAUACAUUACCAAGUCAUUCUAAUGUGAAUCAGUCAAAUGUGAGCCAAGAUCAAAACAUUGUUCGACCUCAAGUUCUGAGUCACUUUCUUGGAGAUUUUAUGCAUUUUUUUCACCACUUUGCUCCAUUUCUACAGAGAUAUAGAUAUCUUCUUCAUAAUCCACAGGGACCUGAACGCAGGGAUCACGGUGAUUCGCUUCCAGAUCAAAUUGCUGAAAUUUUUCAUGAUCUCAGUCAUGCAUUUCAUGCUAUAUCUGAUCUAACUUUUAAUUUCAACUCUCCAACACCACAGUCAUUGUCAUGCUUUCCACAAAUAUCUCCAAUACGAUUUCAACAAACUCCACACAUGAGAAUGGUUCCAAUCUCAAGAAACUCUAAUGGAAAUUCUGGUAUACGACAGGGUGGACCAGUGGCUGUAGCUGCUAUUUCAACUACUGUUGUCCAUAUUCCUGCAAGUUCAGUUCAACGCUUAGUUACCGGUGGAGAAACUUUGACUACAUCCGCUACUCAAGGAUCUUUAAAUCCAAAUAUUCCAACAACUAAUCAAUGGCCACCAGGUGUCCCAAUUGCUGGAUUUACAUCAGAUACGAAUCAAGGCAUUCCAGCUGGAAUGAUGUUUGGUCCUUUUUCAAUGAGUGUACCUCAACCAACAUCUGCAAAUACUCCUCCAGUUUCUAAUUCAGGACGUUCAAGGGGUGUUAAUACAAAUGAUGUUAAUAUGCAGGAUGUUCUUCAGAAUGUAAUGUCUGCAUUAUUUCCUCCAAUGGUAAACAACAGUUCUCAACCCAAUUCAAGUUCUACAACCCAAAGCAACACCAAUGAAAUGUCAACACCAUCUAAUAAUGGUUCACAACAAGCAAGCCAAAGACAACAGACAUCAGCACAUUCAGCACAAGAAAACUUUCACCACCAUCAACAAGAUGGUGCGCCUUUACACCCUGACCCACUCUUACCGUGUAAUUCUUUUCACCUUGGGCCAAGCUUUCAUUCUUCUCAGAGUAAUACUCAAAGUGCUCCUCGAGUUGUUGAAGUUGCGAGUGUAGUCAUUGAUCAUACAUCUAAUUCUGCUUCUCCCACUGUUAACACAUCUAUGUCUGGGCAGCAAAAUACUGGAGCAGCUGAAUUGCCUAAUAACAAUCCUCCAGUUGGUGCUGAUAUGUCUAGCAUUUCCAAUAUUCUAAAUUCAAUGUUUGGAAGUUUAUCAAACACCAAUAAUCCUUUUUCUGAAAAUGAUUCCAGUAUAGACGAUGAAACAUCGAUGGAUGUUGAUAUGAGCAGAGAUAAUCAAUUUAUGGAUCUGGUAACAGAAACUGUCCGAGUUUUGAAUGAGAACUCUAAUGAUGCAAAUUCAUCAACUCGAAAUGAAACUCUGAGAAAUAUAUUUGAAACAAGAUUCAGGCGUCUUGAAAAUGAAGAGGGAGCCAGUUUUUUCACAGAGCUGUUUGAUACAUUUGGUGAGACAUUUACAGUUCCUGAUUUAGUAGCAAUAAUCUCAGGAGCAACCACACCAUGGGCACGACUUCAAAUGCCACUUAGAAAGCUUUUGGAAAAGCAUUUUAAUAAUAAUUUACCCAUUUCUGAAAUGGAUAUUCCUAGUGUAGCAAAAAAAAUGGCUGAAAGUCUUGGUGGGAAUGAUGAUAUGGAAAUCACUGUAAGACCGGAUGUUGAUUUACCUGCUACUUUAAAAAACCUUGAAGUUGAUUAUUUUAAAAAGUUUUUACAAUUGCUUAUUUCAAAUGAAUCUGAUUAUUGCAAUGGCAUCCACUUAUGGUUCAUCGAGUAUGCUACAUGGUUUUUUGCUGUUUUAGAUUAUUCUGUAGCAGGUGGUACAGAAAGCUAUAUUGCUGCUUACUUAAGCACUGAGUCAAUGGAAGAUGCGUUUUCUGAUUUCCCUCCAGCUAUUCGUCAAUUUUCUACAGAAACACUUAUUAGAAGAACACGUUCUUCAAUUGGAGCACAAACAAUAUCACCUGCUGCACUUGAAGCUGUUAUUAUUAGGCCUGGUUCAAGAAAUAUGAUUCAAAGAGAAAAUCCUUGCAAAGGUGGUGAUAGUGAAAGAGCUGCAAAGCGUGUACGCAAAAAUGAAACUGUUGAUGUUGAUAAAAUUUGGGAAGAAAUGAAUAAUGGUGCACAAAGUAGCGAAAGUGAUCCAGAAGUUGACAGUCCUCCAUCACCUGAAGACUGGCACUCACAAUUUCCUAAUGAUUGGGUUAGUGUAAUUAGCCGUGAUGUAGAGCUUCAACGGAAAUUGCCUCCUCAGCGGCCUUAUAGUGAUGCAUACUUAAAUGGGUUACCUUCGAAACGUAGAGCACAAAUGACUCAGCAUGGAACAGAAGCUGAUCGCAUAGACAUAAAAGCUUCUUUAAAAAAAGCAAUGGACAAAGUUGGUGUAGAUAAAGAUUCAAAAUUGUUGGAAGAGGAUAUCGAGAAUUCAAAUCUUCAAGGAAUGUUUGAAUCGACUUUUAAGAAUGAUGUUAAUCAACGUUUGCAGUCUGAUGAAGAUUACCGUUCAAAACGACAUCCGAACACAGAAAAGUACUUCAUGAAAAAGGGAAAAAAAUAAAUUUUAAUUAUUAUA